This is a messenger RNA of Anthostomella pinea, 1008 nucleotides long. The record is from the annotation of a GenBank genome assembly. Lineage: Eukaryota; Fungi; Ascomycota; Sordariomycetes; Xylariales; Xylariaceae.
AUGGCUGUUCUUUCAGGGCUUCAUGGCAUGGGCUCCGUCAUCUACGGCAAGGCUUUCGUCAGCCUCCCCAUUCCAGAUGGCAACUCAGACCUCUCGAAGCAGGUCAUCAUAGUCACCGGCUCAAACACCGGCCUUGGCUUUGAGGCCACCCGCCACUUGGCCCGUCUUGGUGUGGGAAAACUGAUCAUGGCUGUACGAACUACAGCCAAGGGUGACGAGGCGAAGAAGAAGAUACUCGCCGAGAGUGGUCGACCGGAGUCAUCCAUUGAAGUUUGGCCCAUCGACAUGGACAACUACGAAUCUGUCAAGUCGUUCGCCAGUCGCGCUUCCCAGCUUCCUCGCCUCGAUGGUGUCAUGGCCAACGCGGGUCUCAUGACGACCAAAUUCAGCCUGAGUGAGGGAAAGGAGAAGAACCUCAACGUCAACGUCAUCAGCACCUUCCUGUUGUAUCUGCUUCUCCUUCCGAAGAUGCGAGAGUCCGGCAAGCAGACCGGCAAUCUGUGUCGCUUUGUGAUCCCGAACAGCGCGCUGCACUAUAUGGCCCCCGUCGCGGAGCUGACACCUGGAGACCAACGCAUUAUGGACCGGCUGAACGAUCCCCAGAAGGCAGACAUGGCUGGCCGAUACCCGCUGACCAAGUUGCUCGUCAUCUAUGCCAUACGCGAGUUCGCCAAGAGGACCGAAUCCUCCGGCAAGGGAUCAUGCAUCAUCAACACGCCGAAUCCGAGUUUCUGCAAGUCCGGACUGGCGAGGGAGACUCAGGAUAGCGCCGGAUUCAGAGUUUUCGAGAGUCUCCUCGCUCGUUCGACCGAGGAGGGCAGCCGCGCUCUGGUUCAUGGUCUGUUGGCGGGACCGGAAAGCAAUGGUCAAUAUCUGACAAACUGUCGUGUCCAAAGCCCCGCACGCCAUGUUACUGGGAAAUGGGGUCAACAGGUCCAGGUUUCGUUUUUCGAGGAGCUUCUUGAGGAGCUCGAACGUAUUCAACCGUGUAUCUCAUCAGUCGUUUGA